Molecule: messenger RNA, 2720 nt
Organism: Carassius gibelio (silver crucian carp)
Lineage: Eukaryota; Metazoa; Chordata; Actinopteri; Cypriniformes; Cyprinidae
Exons: 17
Coding region: 1-1992 (663 amino acids)
Cellular component (GO): plasma membrane
Molecular function (GO): zinc ion binding; carbonate dehydratase activity
Source: RefSeq, a predicted model, not a curated record
AUGAUUGUCUUGCUUGUAACUUGCCUUGUUGCUCUUCUGUGUCCCACCGUCCGCAGUGCGGACGCUCCAUUGGUAUGGUGCUAUCACAAGCCAGAGUGCAAUUUUACCACCUGGCCCAAGAUUUCCUCACAAUAUUGCAACGGAUCCCAACAAUCUCCCAUUAAUAUUGUGACUGCAAGGGUUCAGGAAAAUCCUAACCUCACCGCUUUUAACUUAACUGGUUUUGAUGACAACUCCACCUUCCUGUCAAUAGCAAACGCUGCUGACUCUGUGGUGGUCAACCUAGAUGAUGAGAAAAUUAAAGUGCAAGGAGGGGACCUUCCUGGUGUAUACAACACCAAACAAUUCCAUCUCCACUGGGGUAAAGGCAGCUCCUCGCCUGGCUCCGAACACACGGUGGAUGGCAAACAAUACCCAAUGGAGCUCCACAUUGUAAGUGUCCAUUCAAAAUACAACGGGAACGUGUCAGCUGCUCUAGCUGCCAAAGACAGCACAGGAUUGGCUGUUCUUGGUUUCUUCAUUGAGGGAACCAAUGAAGUGAACAAAACAAAAAGCUGGGAUAUCCUUACAUCCUAUUUGACAAACAUCCGCAAUUCAGGUGAGCAAACCUCAGACAUCAUGAAUCAAAUCACACUGAACAGUCUGAUCGAAGGUGUGGACAGGACUAAAUAUUACCGUUACCAAGGGUCUCUAACUACCCCCGGCUGUAAUGAAGCUGUGAUUUGGACUGUGUUUAAAGAGCCUGUCAAAGUCAGUCACGACUUUAUAAACCGCUUCAGCACAACUGUCUUUUUCAAAGAUGCAAAUGCUUCAAUUCUGAACACCUACAACUUCAGGGGAGUUCAGCCCUUGAAUGGCAGAGUUGUGACAUCACAGGUCACAGUGACGUCUGCAGCACCUCCAUCAUCCACUUUAUCUGUUAUCACCAUACUUCUCUUGUCCAGUUUGUAUUGGCUAAAAAGAUUCUAUGUUCUUACUUGUUAUAGUUACCUGUACAGUGUUUGUAUGGUGUCGUACAGCAUGAAAAUGAAUGCUUUGUUCAUGACCUGCUUUGCAGCUUCUCUGUUUCCUUUGUCAUAUGGCGCACCAAUAUCCAUGGAUUGGUGUUAUCACAUGCCAUCAUGUAGUGAUGUCGUUUGGCCCAUAAUCGCAGAAAAAGACUGUAAUGGAACGCAACAGUCUCCAAUAGACAUCAUAACCACCAAUGUUGAGGCUAAUGCUAAUCUGACCUCCUUCAUCUUCACUGGCUAUGACGAUGACACAACUUUGACUGAGAUUAAAAACACUGGCACCACAAUUAAAGUUACACUAGAUCAUGAGAAAAUGCAUGUGGAAGGAGGGGAUCUGCCAGGCUUGUUUGCCAGUACGCAGUUUCAUCUUCACUGGGGUAAUGGUAGUUUCAUGCCUGGAUCUGAACACAUGGUGGAUGGAAAACAAUACCCUAUGGAGCUGCACGUCGUGAAUAAGUUUGUACAUAAUGGUUCAACUAUAUUGGCUGUUCUUGGUUUUUUCAUUGAGGCCACUUAUGACACGGGCAAACCAGAGAGCUGGAAGACCUUGACCUCUUACUUGUCAGAUAUCGCCAAUGCAGGUGAUAAAGCAUGCAUCACUCAAUAUAUCUCCAUGGAUGAUUUGCUUUCUGGAGUUGACAGGACUAAGUAUUACCGUUAUCUUGGCUCUUUGACAGUACCAAACUGCAAAGAAGGUGUGAUUUGGACCGUUUUCAAAGACCCCAUCAAAGUCAGUUGGGAUUUGAUCGACCUGUUCAGUACGAGUGUUUACAUAAAGGCAACCGACUCUCCCCUAAUGGUGGACACAUUCAGAAGUGUUCAACCGGUCAAUGGCAGGAUUGUGACGUCACAGGUGGCUGGUACCAGAGCUAUUGGUCCUGUUUUACAAAUGGCAUCCGGUUUGGACUUUCUAGACCUCUCUUCUGAAAUCCAUACCCCUGAACCUUACAUUGAGUUUGAUUUAGAAACCACAUACUGGUAGGAUUGAGUGGGUUGACAAUCAUGCUAAGUGAUUUAUUUUAACAGAUUGUGAAAAAAGACUACUUUUAACAAUUAUACUUGUUCUGUAUAUGUCUGGUAAAAAGCCAGAUAUAGCCCGUUUUAUUGAAAAGUAUUUUAUGAUCUCUUGCUAGUUCAUGUAUGCAUUCAUCUUAAUUUUGUUCCGACACCACUUAAGUUACUACUUUAGCUCCAUGGGUAUGUAUAAAUUGUUUUGGUGGGGUGUUUUUGCUCAACAUUUGGCAUCUUUUAAUGCCUUUCUCAAUUCAGCACUUAUAAGCUUUUAGGUUCGUACUGUAGUUAAAGGUGCAGAAUCCUCAUUUAAGAGUAAAUGGGGAGCUAAAGCCAUAUUGUAAUCUUAGUUUGGCAAUACUAGUUUGGGUAAUGCAAAGACGUGUGAGGGUUUGCAAUUUAGCAUAUGUAGUUUCGACUCCUUUCCAGUAGCACUUUUUCUUCCACAACCACCCCCCCACCCACACACACACACACGCGCACAUACAGCUUGAAGUUCACACCUCGGAGUAUCACUUUGGUUUUGCAUUAAUAUGUAUGGUAUAUGAACAAGCAGUUUGGUGUUCUUUUAAAUGUUAGUCUGUCCUCACCAAUGUGUAACUGGUUUCUCAAAACACUUGUGCUUUGAUUUCAACAAAUCCAUAAACCUUUUUGUCUUAGCCAUUUUAAUGUUACACAAAAUAAAGGUCUCAUUCUUAA